Trichomonas vaginalis G3 is the source of this 720-nucleotide messenger RNA. RefSeq lists its product as uncharacterized. The record is from RefSeq and is a predicted model, not a curated record. Lineage: Eukaryota; Parabasalia; Trichomonadida; Trichomonadidae. The coding region runs from base 1 to 720 and encodes 239 amino acids. The transcript has a single exon.
AUGUCUAUUGAAGAUCUAGAUUCCAAUGAAAUUGUUAAUCUAAAGUACAAAUAUGAAGGAAUGGAAAAUUAUGUUGACAUUACACCAAGUAUUCCAAUCGUUUCUGAGUCUAAAAUUGAAACAACUCAAGUUGAAGUUCAUCUUCCAAGUAAAUACAGUGGAGUCCUUCAAAUUGAAUUGGUUGCAACUGAUAGUCAUUCACUUGAGUCAUUGAAGGAAUUUGUUAAUGUUACUAUUAGAAAUGUCCCACAGCUGUACAUUUCCUCUGAAGUUCCAUCUAUUGCCAAAGGAGAUAGUUUGACGAUUUCAGGAUACAUUGCAGAUAUUGAUCCAGAUGAUUCAUUCACAUUCCAUAUAGAUAAUAAAGAAUAUGAAAGUAAAUUAAAUAGAACAUCCGAAAACAUCUCAUUCUCAAUCCAAGUUCAGAUUUCAGACAUAACAACAGGCGAAAAAUCAUUGGACAUUUAUGUAACAGAUAAAUACAAUUUUGAUUCCAACAAACACUCUUUUAUAUUCUUUAUUAGAGCAAAACCUGAAGUUGUAAUAUAUCCAAUUAAAGGAAAACAUGUUAAAGGAAGGCAAUUAGAAUUUUCCUUCAAGAUCAAAGAUGAAGAUGAGGGUGAUUCAUCAAUUGUCAACAUCAAAUAUGAAAAUAAAGAAAUAACAAGCAUAGCCAGAAAACUUCAUAAUGAAGGAAGAAUUCCAAGAUCAUUCUCUUAA